Molecule: messenger RNA, 1856 nt
Organism: Cloeon dipterum
Lineage: Eukaryota; Metazoa; Arthropoda; Insecta; Ephemeroptera; Baetidae
Exons: 6
Coding region: 94-1683 (529 amino acids)
Biological process (GO): SCF-dependent proteasomal ubiquitin-dependent protein catabolic process
Cellular component (GO): SCF ubiquitin ligase complex
Source: RefSeq, a predicted model, not a curated record
CGUCAGCCAUAUUGGAUUGUUGUUUUUGUGCUUGAUUGAUAGACCUUUUGCUGAAAAAUCUCUCAGGAUCAGGAAUUUGAACAGUAUAUCAGCAUGAACGCAAAACAACGAAAAGACGACCAUUUGGUGAAGUUGACCAAAGUCAGGCUCCAAAAUUUGGCGAGGAAGCAAAGUCUGGAGAAUCUGGCGCUGCAGUUAAUUGCCGCAAAUUUCCAACUUUAUAAAGAUUUCAACCUGCCCUCUCAAAUUCGCGAGAAAUUAUUGCAAAGGAUUUUGCAGUGGAGGUGUUUUGACGCAAAUGGAAAUUUGGAGCAGUUUGACAAGAUGAUGCAGACGCUGCCAAAGCUGCUUGGCUGGUGGACUGUCUCAGUUGACUUCACGAACAUGUUCACCUUUUGCCCAACUCAAAAAAUCAAGAGCUCAUUUAUCCAGGUCUGCGAGUUGUUGGCUCGAGUCGCGCCAAACAUCGAAGAGCUGUUGAUGACGAACUAUCCCUCUGAUUAUGAUCUCGUCAUUCAGGACCUGCUGCUGCCGCUGACAAAAAUGCAGAAGCUGCAGAAAUUGCGCCUCUUCUGUUGCACACUCAACCUAAAAGGAUUACUGGAGCUGUGCAGGGCUUUGCCGAGCCUUCGGGUGUUAGGCGUCGAAUCCCUUCUUGAUGUCUUACAUGAAGAUGGCAGUGAGAACAAUAUUUCUAGAGACCUGCAGCACCUGAGAGUGUUUGAAGACGGCGAUUGGAGCUACUUUCACCUAUCGUUUUUCUCAAGGGCUGCCCCUCAUCUUAACUACAUUGACGCCUCGCACCGGGACAGUGUAACAACUGUCUGUCUGCACGAGGACGAGGACAAAAUGCCGAAUCAGCGAAGAAAAUUCUUCUAUUUGUACAUCGGUGCUGAGCUCUUCGAUUUCAAUGAGGAACUCCACGUCAAGCACCCAUUCAUCGCUCACUUGGAGGUGGACGGCUCGUUCAUCACAAGAUACGGAGAAGAAACUCUAGACAAAUUUUCAAACUUGAAGACUUUGGUUCUGGACACCUGCACAUUGACUGACGUGGAUAGCUUGAUGAGAGUUUACGGAGAGAACCUGCGCACACUCCACAUCGUGGACGACUGGGACACUGCAAUGGAAGGACUCACGUUCGGACGCAUUUUGGAGUGCUGUCCGCGUCUGGAAAAACUUAGCCUGAAGAACGUCAUCGUUCCAGAUGAAGACGCGAAUCCCUUCCCAGAACUGCGUGACUUCUCCUGGGAAAAUGAUGCGGAUGACGUUGUUUGUGUCCUGCUGCGGCCGAGCAUCCUGUCCUCUCCAAAACUGGCGAGGAUUACGCUUGAAGGAAAGUUUAAAGUGAGGGACUUGAAGGGCGUGGCCACCCUGAUCAAGCAGAAGAAGAUCCUGAGGCAUUUGCAGUCCUUUCACUUGAGCCUCGUGUACACCAGGAACGAAAACUUCAAUUUUUCUCACUGCAGGGCUGCCGUAAACCUGGCUAAGGCUGCCUCUGCGUUCCUUCCUGUACUGAUUGACAUCCGUCUUUCCAUAAAUGACGACUUCUAUCUCAGCUAUGAGGAUGUAGCUGCUGCGAUCUCGGAAUCUGACCCUGAUCCGAACGAUCACUUGGAAGACGAGGCUCUGAACAAGAUGAUGAAGGAGUUUGAGAAAUUCAGAGGUGUUGGUUUCAAACCAUAAAUUUGGUUUAAUUUGAUUUUCAGUCUGUGAAUUGAUUUAAUUUUGUGCUGUGGAAUUGAAUUUUGACGAAGGUAAUAUAAAUUGCUUGAUCUUCAUUAAAUAAAUUCUGCUCUUGCUUGAGUAAAUGCCCUGAUCUGUGCCAGGUGUCCUCAAGCAACAGAUUCAAAUAUGAA